Etheostoma spectabile (orangethroat darter) is the source of this 1276-nucleotide messenger RNA. It is a transcript of the gene xrcc4, whose product is annotated as X-ray repair complementing defective repair in Chinese hamster cells 4. Gene Ontology annotation, biological process: immunoglobulin V(D)J recombination; double-strand break repair via nonhomologous end joining; positive regulation of ligase activity. Lineage: Eukaryota; Metazoa; Chordata; Actinopteri; Perciformes; Percidae. Gene Ontology annotation, molecular function: DNA binding. The record is from RefSeq and is a predicted model, not a curated record. Gene Ontology annotation, cellular component: DNA ligase IV complex; DNA-dependent protein kinase-DNA ligase 4 complex; nucleus.
UCUGCCGUGUCGCUUGACGAUGACGUAGUAGCCAACCGGUAGACAUGCGAGUUGUUUUUGAACCGUCUACCGGUACGUCCAUGGUGUAAACCGGAGAGAAGAGAGAGAAACGAGGCGUCCGCAGGGGAAGCUGCAGUGAGCGAGGCGGCCGUGUGCCGGGAGGCGGAGGAGCUGGAGCUGCAGCCGGAGCGGUACGUCCAGGACCUGGAGCAGGCGCUCACCGAGACAGAGAGCUCCGUCACCUACAGCUUCACGCUGACGCCGUCUCCACCCGCCCGCCGCUCCGCGCUCACGCUGGCGUACGAGAAGGUUCAGAAGGACAUCUCUUUCCGGUUGGGUUCGGUUCUGCUGGAGGCCGUCCCCGAGCCCGCGGGGGCCGUGAGGGACUUCCUGGUCCACAGCCUGCAGCGGGGGAACCAGCUGGAGCGCCUCAACCAAGACCUGGACCAGGAGAACCAGAGACUGAGACAAGAGCAGCAACGCAUCACUGCAGAAUUGAAGCGGUAUGCCGAGGGUAAGGUAACCCUGGAAACGGAGCUGUACUCCCGGUUUGUUUUGGUCCUGAAUGAGAAGAAAGCGAAGAUCCGAAGUCUACAGGAAGCAGUCACACACCUGCAGGAAACCAGGUCGGAGGGACAGAAAAAGGACAACUCUGCAAACUCGGAGCGGGCGGCCGGACAGGAAGAGGACGACUACACAGGAAGUACCGACGAGGAGCCGGAGGAAGUGAUGUCGUCUGCCGCCUCCGCGUCGUCGGCCCGGGGACGCUCUUCUGCGAGCCCAUUGGACGACAGCCUUAAGGACAUCCCGGACGUGGCCCCCUGUCGCAAGCGGCGCUUCCGCCACGUGGAGGCGCCGGCCGCCGAGCCCCAGAGCUCCCAGAGAAAGAGUCUCAGGACCGACCCCCAAGGAGCAUCCAGUAAGCAGCAGAUUCCCCCGCAGCGCCCCACAGAUGCCGCAGAGCCAAAUGCCGAAGUCGAGGAUCUGUUUGACGACUUUUAACUGGACUGUACACAGAGAGAGAGAGAGAGAGAGAGAGAGAGAGAGUAUUGGUUGGUAUAUGUUUCAUAUUUGUAUACAAACAAUAUAUAUUAAGGGUCAUGGAUGGCAGAGGAAUUGUUAAUUUAGUUGUUGUGAUUGUUGGGUGGAUGGAUGGGUGACAAAUGAAGGUAAAACACACGCAGUGUCUCCGUGGGAUAUCGCUCCAGCCUCAACAACAGCUUCACUAUUUCUUCUUUGUAGAAAGUGAAACUUCACUGAAGGAAAAACAUUCUUC